Momordica charantia (bitter melon) is the source of this 1681-nucleotide messenger RNA. RefSeq names its product mevalonate kinase (gene MK). The record is from RefSeq and is a predicted model, not a curated record. Gene Ontology annotation, cellular component: cytosol; cytoplasm. Gene Ontology annotation, biological process: isopentenyl diphosphate biosynthetic process, mevalonate pathway; isoprenoid biosynthetic process. Lineage: Eukaryota; Viridiplantae; Streptophyta; Magnoliopsida; Cucurbitales; Cucurbitaceae. Gene Ontology annotation, molecular function: mevalonate kinase activity; ATP binding.
AUCAGCAGUUUAUUGGGAAACAAAAAGAGAAGUUUUCGAAGUCCUAAUAAUUGAAGUUCCUCGUGUUGGGCAUGGAAGUCACAUGUUACACGAGAAGAAAUAUUGAAAGCAAAUGAACAAUGAAUCAAUCAGAAUCAGCGCCAGUUUUUCAAUUCAAUCGCUUUCUUCGCUCGGAGCAGAGGCAUCCAGGAAAGGCUUUGAAGCUUCUUCUUCUGAAAUUCAUUAGAAAAUAAUGGAAGUCAAAGCCAGAGCUCCUGGGAAAAUCAUACUCUCCGGUGAACACGCCGUCGUCCAUGGAUCUACCGCCGUUGCCGCUUCCGUGGAUCUCUACACUUCAGUAUCCGUUCGAUUGCCAAGUUCUUCUGACAAGGAUGAUACUGUGAAACUCCAACUGAAGGACCUGGCACUUGAGUUUUCAUGGCCAAUUAGUAGAAUUAAGGAAGCUUUGGGUGAAUAUGUCGGUCCUGUCUCGACUCCCGCGUCGUGCUCUGCAGAGUGUUUGAAAUCAAUUGCAUCUCUGGUUGAGGAUCAAAACAUUCCCGAGGCAAAAAUUGGACUUGCCUCUGGAGUGUCUGCAUUUCUUUGGCUUUAUUCUUCAAUCCGAGGAUUUGUGCCCGGUAACGUGGUGAUCUCUUCUGAGCUUCCUCUUGGAUCUGGCUUGGGGUCAUCGGCUGCAUUUUGUGUCGCAGUUUCAGCCGCCCUGCUUCCCUUAUCAGGUUCUGUCAAUGUCGAUCGGGAGCACCGGGGAUGGAAGGUAUAUGAACAAGAUGAACUUGAGUUGUUGAACAAAUGGGCCUUUGAGGGUGAAAAGAUAAUCCAUGGAAAACCCUCUGGAAUUGACAAUACAGUGAGCACAUAUGGCAGCAUGAUCAAGUUCAGGUCAGGCAGUUUGACCCUCAUCAAAUCAAACAUGCCAUUGAAAAUGCUUAUAACAAACACUAAAGUUGGAAGAAACACAAAGGCUUUAGUUGCAGGUGUUUCAGAAAGGACCAUUAGACAUCCCGAUGCAAUGAGCUCAGUGUUUAACGCUGUCGAUUCUAUCAGCAAGGAGUUAUCUAUCCUUAUUCAGUCACCUGUUCAUGAUGACUUGUCCCUAAUUGAGAAGGAAGAGAAGCUAGCGGAGUUGAUGGAAAUGAAUCAAGGUUUACUCCAGUGUAUGGGGGUAAGCCAUGCAUCUAUCGAAACUGUCCUCCGAACGACGUUGAAGUACAAACUAGUUUCCAAAUUGACAGGAGCUGGAGGAGGUGGCUGUGUUCUUACGCUGUUGCCUAACUUACUUUCAGGAACAGUUGUUGAUAAUGUAAUUGCAGAGCUCGAGUCCUGUGGAUUCGAAUGCUUCAUUGCUGGGAUUGGAGGGAAAGGAGUCGAGAUCUUGUUUGGUGAUUCAUCUUGAAUUCCCAAGCUGUUUUUUGAAUGAAAUAAACUCUUUUCUUGUUCUUUUCUUGAAUCUAGUUAGCUCGUUACUUCUUGCAUAUUACUUGAAGAACAUUUCUCGAAAUCAUCGGUAUGUCUACUUCACAUGCCCGACCCCCAAUAAGAGAGAGAGAAAAUAAAUUUUGUUCUUCCAGUUUGUUAGUUCAUCAACCAGGAACUGAUUCUUAGAUACAUCUUUGUUCUUUGAAUGGAACUGAUUCUUAGAUACAUCUGAAGAUGUGUUAGUUUCUCUUUUUCCUUUCUGUUA